Molecule: messenger RNA, 435 nt
Organism: Fraxinus pennsylvanica
Lineage: Eukaryota; Viridiplantae; Streptophyta; Magnoliopsida; Lamiales; Oleaceae
Source: the annotation of a GenBank genome assembly
AUGGCAUCCUUGGCAACCUUUGCUGCAGUGCAGCCCUCAAGUGUUAAGGGCCUUGCUGGAAGCUCCCUUGCUGGAACUAAGCUCCAUGUCAAACCAUCUUCCCUAAAAGUUAAGCCCACAAACUACAGGGCUGGUGCUGUGGUGGCAAAGUAUGGUGACAAGAGUGUAUACUUUGAUUUGGAGGAUUUGGGCAACACCACUGGCCAAUGGGACUUGUAUGGAUCAGAUGCACCUUCACCAUACAAUCCCCUUCAGAGCAAGUUCUUCGAGACAUUUGCUGCUCCUUUCACCAAGAGAGGUCUAUUGCUCAAGUUUUUGAUAUUGGGAGGUGGCUUCACCAUUGCUUAUGUGAGCUCCAAAGCAACAGGAGACGUUCUACCGAUUGUAAAGGGCCCACAACUUCCACCCAAGCCCGGGCCUCGUGGCAAAAUCUAA